CCUCACAUCACUGUAUUUUGCACACCUAGGAGUUACUUCAGGUUAAAACGGGUCUUGAAGCUUUUCUCUUGCUUAUCCGUGGUCUUGUUCUUUUCCUUUUCCAGGUUAAAAAGUCUAAUUAUAAGGCCUAAUUUUGUGACGACGUAACUACUGUCAUGGCCUCCGACGCAGCAUCCCAGAUUUCCGUUGGUGCUUUAAGUGCAAUCUUCGAUGAAACAAAGCCCCAGAUACGCGAGCCCGUUGUUCAGUGUGUCCAGAUCAAACCAUUGCCACCUCAGCAGAACAAUCAAGAGCGCUACAGAGCCGUUUUCAGUGAUAUAUCCAAUUAUGUCCAGACAAUGCUAGCGACCCAAGCCAAUCGAUUCGUUACAAGUGGGCAACUCCGGAAAGGGUGUUUCGUUAGGCUCAAGUCUUUCCAGGCGAAUUCGGUGAAAGGGAAAAAGAUUCUUAUAAUUUUGGAUUUGGAGGUUUUGCAGGACAUGGGCGAGGCUGAGAAAAUUGGUGAGCCCAAGCCUUUAGAGAGUAAGACGGAAGAGGAUGAGAAGCCCCAGCCUACUACGAUAUCGAGCAACGGAUUCUAUGGCUCCAAAAUCCAAGGUGGACAACCACAAGCGCCCAGCAAAUCAGCGCAGCCACGGCCCGCAGCGGCUUCAGCACAUACAACCAUUUACCCCAUCGAAGCUAUCUCUCCUUAUUCUCACAAAUGGACUAUCAAGGCACGGUGCACGAGCAAGUCAAAUAUUAGGACCUGGCAUAACAGGAAUGGAGAUGGUAAGCUCUUCAGCGUCAAUUUACUGGACGACAGCGGCGAGAUCCGUGCGACUGGGUUCAAUGAUCAAUGUGAUAUGCUCUACGACGUUUUCCAGGAGGGCAGCGUUUAUUACAUCUCUAGCCCAUGCAGCGUUAAGAUUGCCAAGAAACAAUUUACCAAUCUGAACAAUGACUAUGAACUCACAUUUGACAGGGACACGGUUGUUGAAAAGGCAGAGGAUCAAGCCGACGUUCCACAAAUUAGAUUCAGCUUUACAACCAUCGGUGACCUGCAGUCUGUCGAGAAGGAUACCACCAUCGAUGUAAUUGGAGUACUGAAAGAGGUUGCUGAGGUUUCUCAAAUUAUGUCCAAGACCACCAACAAGCCUUAUAACAAACGUGAGCUUACAUUGGUGGACAGCACGGGAUUCUCUGUUCGCCUGACUGUCUGGGGAUCGUCUGCGCUGAAUUUCAACGUGACUCCCGAGUCUGUGAUAGCGUUCAAGGGUGUGAAAGUGUCUGACUUUGGAGGUAGAAGUUUAAGCUUGCUGAGUUCAGGUUCAAUGACGGUUGAUCCUGAUAUUGAGGAAGCCCAUAAAUUGAAGGGUUGGUACGACGCUCAAGGCCGGGAUGGAGUAUUUGCCUCACAUGCUUCAAUGCCUGGUGUAGCCGCAUCUACUGCAAAACUCGAACAGUUCAAAACUGUCGCACAAAUCAAAGACGAGCAAUUAGGAAUGUCAGAUGAGGUGGCCUAUUUCUCACUGAAGGCGACUGUCAUCUACAUAAAGCAAGAUACCAUGUGCUAUCCUGCCUGUCUUUCUGAGGGUUGCAAUAAAAAAGUAACAGAGCUUGAUCCUGGCCAAUGGCGGUGUGAACGUUGCGAUAAAACUCAUCCACGACCAGAGUAUCGCUAUAUAAUGCUCAUCAGUGUUAGCGAUCAUACUGGUCAACUUUACCUCAGCUGUUUCGAUGAAGUAGGCAGGUGCAUGAUGGGCCUUUCCGCAGACCAGCUCAUGGAGAUACGCCAGAACGAUGAAAAAGCUGCUGGAGAUAUUUUCCAGGAUGCGAAUUGCCGAACCUGGAAAUUCAGAUGUCGGGCCAAGCUUGACAAUUUUGGCGAUCAACAACGCAUUCGCUAUCAGAUAGUAACAGCGAAACCGGUUAAUUAUUCAGAAGAGGCACUGCGCCUUGCAAACACGAUCGAUUCAUAUAGUAUUGCGUCGUGAUACAUGACUGACUCGGUACUUUGGCUGGUGGUCGUGGCCCUUGCAUAUUUAUCGUUGAUCACACGCAACUGGACUGUGCCUGGGAAAGAAUACCUCUGACUUCCAGGAGGCGUGAUCAGAAUCCCAUGUGCAUACGACGGAGCUUAAUACGCAACACAUCAUGUUUUUUACUUUGCAUAAUGUUAACAUUAGUAUGUCACUUUGAUUCAUCUGCGGUUUACCAGACUAUGUGACAACUACAUCCCUUCUAUCCACAUGACUUUGUGGGCCCGCAAUUUCUUUGCGGCCAGAUGUUUCGGAUGAAAUAGUUUGGAUUAUUCUCGUAGCUUUAAUACCGUGGCUAGAUGACGCAGGACUUGGACAAUUUAUAAGAGCAGAGCAUUUG
Messenger RNA from Aspergillus caelatus, 2361 nucleotides. RefSeq names its product replication factor A subunit protein RFA1. The record is from RefSeq and is a predicted model, not a curated record. Gene Ontology annotation, cellular component: nucleus. The transcript is spliced from 6 exons. Gene Ontology annotation, molecular function: DNA binding. NCBI's taxonomy places the organism in Eukaryota, Fungi, Ascomycota, Eurotiomycetes, Eurotiales, Aspergillaceae. Bases 156 to 1976 code for a protein of 606 amino acids. Gene Ontology annotation, biological process: DNA recombination; DNA repair; DNA replication.